UGGUUUCCGCACACUGCCACCCCCGCCCCUCGCGUGGACAUUUAUCCUCCGCUGCUCAGGCCCUGCCACCGUCGCCGCAGACCCAGCGCCUGCAGAGAUCGACCAGAGAACCCACCAUGGCACCCUUAGCGCCCCUGGCCUCCUGCAUACUGUUGUUGCUGUGGCUGGCAGCCCCCAGCCGGGCCUGUACCUGUGCCCCCGUCCACCCGCAGACCGCCUUCUGCAGCUCGGACUUCAUCAUCAGGGCCAAGUUCGUGGGGACCGCAGAAGUCAACCAGACCGUCUUAAGCCAGCGUUACGAGAUCAAGAUGACCAAGAUGUUCAAAGGGUUCAGCGCCUUGGAGGAUGCGUCGGACAUCCGGUUCGUCUACACGCCCGCCGAGGAGAGCCUCUGUGGAUACCUCCACAGGUCCCAGAACCGCAGCGAGGAGUUUCUCAUCGCCGGAAAACUGCGAAACGGACAGCUGCACAUCAACACCUGCAGUUUCGUGGUUCCCUGGACCAGCCUGAGUUCCUCUCAGCGCCGGGGCUUCACCAAGUCCUAUGCUGCUGGCUGUGAGGAAUGCACAGUGUUUCCCUGUUCAUCCAUCCCCUGCAAACUGCAGAAUGACACUCACUGCUUGUGGACCGACCAGUUCCUCACAGGCACUGACAAGGGUUUCCAGAGCCGCCACCUGGCCUGCCUGCCAAGAGAGCCAGGGAUAUGCACCUGGCAGUCCCUGCGGUCCCCGAUGGCCUGAAUCUGGCCCCCAGCGGAAGCUGAAGCUGCACAGUGUUCACCCCAUUUCCCACUCCUGUCUUUCUUUAUCCCAAACAAUGAAAUAAAGAAUUAUACCCAGAA
Messenger RNA from Suricata suricatta (meerkat), 841 nucleotides. It is a transcript of the gene TIMP1, whose product is annotated as TIMP metallopeptidase inhibitor 1. Gene Ontology annotation, molecular function: metalloendopeptidase inhibitor activity; protease binding. The coding region runs from base 117 to 740 and encodes 207 amino acids. Gene Ontology annotation, biological process: negative regulation of membrane protein ectodomain proteolysis; negative regulation of endopeptidase activity. The record is from RefSeq and is a predicted model, not a curated record. NCBI's taxonomy places the organism in Eukaryota, Metazoa, Chordata, Mammalia, Carnivora, Herpestidae. Gene Ontology annotation, cellular component: extracellular matrix. The transcript is spliced from 6 exons.